AAGCUUUCCUGCUUUUUCAACUCCCAAUAGGUUUCUUAACUUUGAAUAAAAUAGUCAUUGAAUUGAAGUAGUUGAAUAAACUAAAAUGAAGAAAAUAUCCUCUGUACCUGCAGAAGAGGCUACUGCUGUAAAAAGCUGAUUGAGCAUUUCAACAAACUGAUUCCAGUGCUUAGCCAGUGACUUCCACCAGUUCAGUGCAACUCUACCCCACUGUUUACCCAGAGUUGAUUGAUGCUGCAUGACCCCGGCCACUCCAGGCUAAAGGGAGUGAAGAGUAGCACAUGCAUGCGCGUCCGGAGGAGCAUGACCUGGCAUCAUGAGUCAAAAGCGUCCAGCAAGUGAUAGUGGAGUGCCUAGCAGUAGCAGUACCACUAGCAGCAAGAAAACCAAGAAAACCAUCAGCUUGGGUUACUAAAUUAGACAUUUUAAAGCAUUUUGAUGCAGGCGAGCAUGCAGUAGACAUUGGCAUCACUCUAGGUCUUACUCUGACCACUAUGAGAACAAUUCGGAAUAAUGCUGAAAAGAUCAGGGCUAGUGCUUGGCGUGUAACACCACACAGUGCUACUACAAUAAGUUGAUCAAGAAGUAGUUUGCUGGAAAACAUGGAGAGUCUUCUCUCACUGUGGAUAGAGGACCAAAACUAGAAGAACAUGCCUCUAAGUUUGCUAGUGAUACAAGCUAAGGCAAAAAGUUUGUAUGACAAUUUGAAAAGAGACCAAGGUGAAGGAUCAUGGACAGAGACUUUCACAGCAAGUCGGGGAUGGUUUGAUCAGUGCAAGAGGUGCUUCUACCUGCAUAACAUCAAGAUGUCCGGUGAGGGAGCUAGUGCUGAUACUGCAGCAAAUAAAAAAUUCCCCAACUAUUUCAAGAAAAUAAUUGUGGAAGGUGGCUAUUCCCCUAAACAAGUCUUCAAUGUUGAUGAAAGAGACCUGUACUGGAAGAGGAUGCCUGAGCGGACUUACAUAUCCCGAGAGGAGAAGACAGCGCCUGGAUUUAAAGCAGCUAAAAAUGGUUUAAGCUUGCUUUUAAGUGAUAAUGCUGCCAGAGACAUGAAGAUGAAACCACUGACAAUGUACCAAUCUGAAACACCACACACACUCAAGGGAUUUUCAAAGGAACAACUUCCAGUCAUUUGGAGAUCCAAAAAGGAGGCAUGGAUAACUGGAGCUAUUUUUUCAGAAUGGAUGACUCUCCGUGCUGUCCCUGCAUGGAAGGAAUACUGUGCCAAAGAAAAUCUCGAUUUCAAGAUUUUAUUGCUUAUUGAUAAUGCACUGGCUCAUCGACUCAACCUAGAUGACCUGUGGAAAAAUGUCAAAGUUGUCUUUCUGCUACCUAACACCACAUCACUCAUCCAACCCAUGGACCAAGAAGCCAUUGCUGCAUUUAAUACAUAUUACUUAUGCCAUACUUUCAACCAGCUCAUCAGAGGCACUGAUGGGGAAGGCAAACCUGCUAUUCAGCAAUUUUGGCGUGACUACAACAUCCUCAAGUGCAUCAAUAACAUCGGUGAGUCCUGGGCUGAAGUUACUCAGGUAUACGUGAAUGUUGUGUGGGGGAAGCUGUGGCCUGAAUGUGUCAAUGUAUUUAAAGAUGUUGUCCCUGCUGUGAAGAAAGAUAUCCUUGGCUUGGCCAAGAAAGCAGGUUUUGAUGAGGUGGAAGAAGCGGACGUUACACAACUUCUUCAAUCACACAGAGAAGAGCUAACCAAUGAAGAUCUGAUGCAACUAGAGGUGACAAGAGCAAUGGAAGAAGAGGGCCAAGAAGUAGAAGAACCACCAACUCAUCGAAAUUUGACUGCCAAACAUCUUUCUGAAGCUUUCCAAAUGAUUGGAGCUGGCUUGCAAAUCCUGAGUGAUGACGAUUCUGACAGGGAACACAGCUCCAAAGUGAUUAGGGCAGUUGGUCAUCUAAUGACUUGCAAUAAAGAAAUUUACCAAGAAAAAAAAAAGGGAAAGCAAAACAAUACUCUCUAGAUGUGUUUUUCCAAGUUCAGAAAGUUCAGCAAGAGGAGCAGCCGGACAAUCCACCCUCUUCUACUCUCUGACUCCAUCACCUCAACCAAGCUUUAUACUCAGCAAUGAUGAUUGUAGUAUUAAAUUGUUUCUUUAAA
Messenger RNA from Chelonoidis abingdonii (Abingdon island giant tortoise), 2110 nucleotides. Lineage: Eukaryota; Metazoa; Chordata; Testudines; Testudinidae. The record is from RefSeq and is a predicted model, not a curated record.